CCCGCCAUGGCUCUGCUAGCGCUGCUGCCCUUGGCCCUCCUGGCCGCCGCCGCCUCCUUCGUGGCCCCGCAGGGGUCUCAGCGGUCAUUUCUGCAGGUGAUUGUUCCUCAGAGGAACCCAGGUCACAUCACUGAAAAUAAGGAGAGGAUGGCAUUUGACAUGAACAUAGAAGGGGAAUCCUUCUCAAUUUAUCUGAAGCAACAAGCCUUUAUAUCCAAUUAUUUCAGAGUUUAUACAUACAACAAAGAUGAUACCCCAGUUUCAUUCGUCCCUUCCAAUCAGGUAAGAUUUCUCUGAGACGGGAAGUAAGUAUU
Pantherophis guttatus is the source of this 314-nucleotide messenger RNA. The record is from RefSeq and is a predicted model, not a curated record. NCBI's taxonomy places the organism in Eukaryota, Metazoa, Chordata, Lepidosauria, Squamata, Colubridae.